AUGGGUAAAGAAGCUCCCGAAAUUUCCGAGCUUCGGAAAAGAGCUCCUCACCCGUCCACCUCCGCAGAAACUGGGGUUGGUGUGGAGGGGAAUGUGGAGGAUCGUGCGGCGGCUGAUGAGCAACAUGCGACUGAGCCUACCAACGAUUUUCGAGCCAUCAAGGUGGCGGAAGAAAAGUCCAAGAAGACUUAUGGGCGAACCCCAGAUGGCACCAUAUUCGUUGUGCCAGUUACUCAUGAUAUGGUUUCACAACUCCUUGAUCCACGACAGCCAAAGAAUUUGUCAGAUAUCAUCGUUCUAGCCGUUCUCGCACUGCAUGUCCUCGCCGCGUGGCUACUGCCCCAGUCCUGGAAGCGCCCUGUCUUUGUUGUGCUUUUCGCAUGUUGGCGUGCAGCCUACAAUGGUGGCAUUGGCAUCUUGCUCGAGAAUCAGUCUCAAAGUAGACAGAUGAUUACCUGGGCUCGCCACUGGAGGCUGUUCGAGAACCCGGAAACUGGCAACAACCCACGGCCAUGGCUAUACAAGCUGCUCAAGAGGGAGCUGGAAGCCAAAAUCCCCGAGGACUACAAGUUUGAGGAGGCGCCGAUUGAGUACAACACCUGGCUUGUUUUCCGACGCGUUGUCGACUUGAUACUCAUGUGCGACUUUGUCUCCUAUUGCCUCUUUGCAAUGAUCUGCGGCCACCGUCCCGAUGGCGAGAACAUCUUGAUGGGACUGGGUCGAUGGUCCAUGGGCAUCGCACUCGUUCUCUUCAAUCUGUGGGUCAAGCUCGAUGCGCACCGUGUUGUGAAAGACUUUGCCUGGUACUGGGGUGACUUCUUCUACCUCAUCGACCAGGAUCUGACAUUCGACGGCGUCUUUGAAAUGGCUCCGCAUCCCAUGUAUAGCAUCGGCUACGCUGGGUACUAUGGCAUCUCUAUGAUGGCGGCUAGCUACGAGGUGCUUUUCGUCUCCAUCAUCGCUCACAUGUCCCAGUUUGCGUUCCUUGUGCUCGUUGAGAACCCACACAUUGAAAAGACGUACAACCCUCCUGCCCCACGCAAGAGAGAGGAACCGAGGGCACAAAGUGAACCAUCGAUCGUGAUAGAUUCGCCGUCAGACCAGCAAUCACUCGGAAAGUCUCCCGACAAGGAAAGCUUAGCGCCUGUUCACAACAUGGUCGGCUUGAGCAACAUUGACCUGUUCCGCGUGACUGACCUCGCUGUCAUCUUGCUGCCGGGAUAUGUAGCUGCUUUGACCCUUGCUACGCCUUCGACGGCCUUCUGGCAGACACUGUUCGUACUCCAUGCGCUUUCCUGGCGAGUAUGGUACCACCUGGGCCUCGGCCUCAUCCUGGACCAGCAGUCCAAGAACAAGAUGUGGACUCGGCACUUCCUCAAAUUCGGAGAGUCUAGUGCUGAGGCCUGGCGUCAAUGGAAAGGGAUGCAUCACAUCAGUAUGAUCAUGGCGAAUGCGUCCUUCAUGGCAGCAUGCUGGAAGAUGUACAACUUUCCCGCGGACUGGACGUAUGGUGGCGUUCUCUUGAAGCACACCAUUGGAUUCAGCCUGGUUGCAUUGCAGCUGUGGACUGCUUUCAGUGUCUACGAGUCUCUAGGCGAGUUUGGCUGGUUCUGCGGCGACUUUUUCUUCGACAGCCAGGCCAAGCUUACAUACACAUCUAUCUACCGUUUCGUCAACAAUCCCGACAGGGUUUUUGGCAUCGCGGGUGUUUGGGGCGCCGCUCUCAUUACUUGGAGCCGGUCCAUCUUUCUCAUGGCUCUAACAACGCAGCUGCUCACAUUGUACUUCAUUGCGUACAUUGAGCGGCCCCAUAUGCAAAAGAUCUACGGCCGAUCCCUGCGCCAAGAAGCUGGCCUCACAAAGUUCAUCAAGAAGUCCAUGCCUGCUAACGUCAAGACCUGGUCCGACAGUGUGGACAAGGUAUUGGAUGACACGACUCAUUUCGUCGAGGACUUUUUCGAGGCAGCUCGACCAAAGUUCACUUCUGGCAUGAAGACCAUCGUACGAGACACAAGCGCGCUGUUCAACGUCGCGCCCGCUCGCUUGACCAUCACCCGUCUCUCGGAAGAUCUGGCUGGACUCAACCCCAAGGAUUACUCCAUGACUGUCUCCGGCACAACCGUCAUGGAAGCUGCCCUGAAGGAACGGGCUACCGGGAAAGAGAGCGUGACGGGCCGGUUCCCUAAGGAAGUCAAGACCCAAGCGUAUGAAUACGGCACGUCCUUGAAGAUUGCAUGGAGGGCACCCGCGAACCAUGCCAAGGGCGACUGGAUUGGGCUGUACAUGGUCACCGACAAUCGCUCCAGGGAAAUGACCGAAGUGUCAUCCCUUGGGCGCUGGUCACCUACUAGUCAAGGCGUCUAUGACUCUAUGACGGCCGAGAAGAGCAUUCUCGUUGAUGAACACCCCAUACCUGCUCAAAACGGGUCGGGUACAGACCUGGUGGAGGGCGAGGUCGUCUUUGAGGGUGACAAGCUCUGGUGGACUCAGGGCGUAUAUGAAUUCCGCUACCACCACGACGGCAAGCACACGGUCAUGAGCAUCUCCGAGCCUUUCGAAAUCCGUGUCAGCAAAUUCGACGACGAUGCCGCUGACACGGGGGCAGAUGAGACGUACGAGCGAGCCGUACAGCAGGCCCUACUUCCAGUGGUGCAGAACUGUCUCGACCGUGACCCGGAUAUUGCGCCCAGCAGCAUCGACGAGGCGUUCGGCAACCACGUCGAAAGGGACGGAAAGUACUCGCGGCGCGUGGUGUAUGCCAUUCGUGAGAUGUUCGGAAUCGAAUUUGCCCCCGCUGUCGUGCUAGCUGACGGCAACGUGAGGAAGCUGUCGUGGAGGAUACGCAAUGCGAAGCAAGUCUUGGCACCGUACAGCAUGUCAGUUUCCAGGGGGACGACGACGCCGAUCAACCACUGA
Emericellopsis cladophorae is the source of this 2916-nucleotide messenger RNA. Its product is annotated as Phosphatidylethanolamine N-methyltransferase-like protein. The coding region runs from base 1 to 2916 and encodes 971 amino acids. Gene Ontology annotation, molecular function: phosphatidylethanolamine N-methyltransferase activity. The transcript is spliced from 3 exons. The record is from RefSeq and is a predicted model, not a curated record. Gene Ontology annotation, biological process: phosphatidylcholine biosynthetic process. NCBI's taxonomy places the organism in Eukaryota, Fungi, Ascomycota, Sordariomycetes, Hypocreales, Bionectriaceae.